Molecule: messenger RNA, 1043 nt
Organism: Ciona intestinalis (vase tunicate)
Lineage: Eukaryota; Metazoa; Chordata; Ascidiacea; Phlebobranchia; Cionidae
Product: methyltransferase-like protein 27
Source: RefSeq, a predicted model, not a curated record
ACGUUAGUGUUAUAGUUUUUACUUAAAAAUUUUGUCAAAAUACCUCACAAGGUUUUUGUUGAAAUACCUCACUAAAAAUGUCGGCUGACGAUCAGAAAUAUAAACAGCUCUACAAUAAAAUCUACGGGACCUAUAUUGACGUUAGUAGCACUGAAAACACAGUGAGUAACUAUACAACAUUGGCAAAGGACUACGAGACCGAUUUCGUGGGACUCGGUUACGAAACGCCUCGAGUAAUUGCCCAAACUGCAUUGGAAUUAAUUCAAGACCAAAAAAAUUCAAAAUUUCUGGAUAUCGCCUGCGGAACCGGGCUCGUAGCGCAAGAGCUUCGUAAAUCUGGUUUUAAAGGUGGUAUUGAUGGAAUAGAUGGCAGCGCUGGUAUGCUAGAGUUAGCUAAGCCUAAGAAUCUGUAUAGCCAGCUAAAAGAGGCUUUCAUAUACCCUGGUAUUGACAUGCCAUUUGAAAAUAAUGCAUAUAUGGGUGUUGUGUGCUCUGGUGGAUUUGGUCCAGGCCAUUUAGACCCUAAGGUGUUGGUGGAUCUAAUUCGGGUAUGCGUUUCUGGCGGAGUUAUAGUUUUCGCGACAAGGUUUAACGCGGUGGCAGGUGAAUAUGUUUCUGCACUGAACAAAGAAAUAGAGAGACUGGAAGAGAAUGGUUUGUGGAAAAAAGUGAAAAAUUUCACGACGACUUAUUUUGAUUACGACUUUUCCAACCAAGAAGAUCCAACCAAGUCCGAGCCUCUGUUAGCUUCAAUCCACUGCUACAAAAAGAUGUAAAUGCCUUUAAAAUUCACCCAUAAUCUUAUUUUCAGCUGUAAUUUUGACAUUUUUUUAUGUUUCGGUCUGGCUUGGUUCUUUUUAGUAUUUUUGCUGUGCGUACUUUAAAAUUAUAAACUGUUAUUAGCUUUUUUAAUCCAUCAUUGGUUUUAAAAAAUCUUAUUUUUGUGUAGUUUAAUUAAGGUACCUGUCAACUGUUUCUGAGCCAACUUAAACAUUAGUGUAAAUAAUAAUUUAUUAACUUCAAUACAGCUUUAAUUAUGAUUA